AUGCGUACACAAAAUUGCAUAUUAUGGAUCUUUUUAAGCACAUUCGCGUCUAGUAUUUAUGCUAAUGCAAUAAGAGACGCUGGCGAAAAUCUUCCCCUCGACACGCCAUGCCAAGUACGCAAUAGGUAUGUGGGUGUCUGUAUACUACUUGUGUCAUGUAAACCCCUACAAAAUAUAACAAUAAGUGACGAUAUCAUGGCAUUAUUAUCGUGUGGAAAUGAAAAUAUUUUUUUGAAGGUGUGUUGUCCUCGCCAACAAAUAGCAGCUACAACACCAGCAGCAACGCCAGCAACAACGCCAGUGACAACGCGAGCAACAACACCAUCAACCACAGAAGAUUCGGUCAUACAUUUUGGAGAUAAGGAAAUCACCUCAAAAUUCGAGAGCGAGAAUUCAGAAGAAACUAUAAUGACACUAGAAAAGCAAUCGAGACCUCAAGAUAACUUAGCAAUCCCAUCAAGAGACAUAUGUGGUAAAAUUUUCCCGACGAGGAUUGUUGGUGGCGACGCAACAGCUAUCAACGAAUUUCCUUGGUUGGCACGCCUUAAGUAUCGUUUAGAAGAUGGAACCGAACAAUAUGCAUGCGCUGGAAAUCUGAUAACACAUCAACACGUGCUAAGUGUAGCGCAUUGUGUAACUACCCGUCGCGUGGUGUCCGUCCGUCUUGGAGAAUGGGACGACUCAACAGAUACUGAUUGUAAUGACGAAAAUAUAUGUAGUGACCCACCCGUUGACCGAGGCGUGUCUGAAAUUCGUGCACAUCCUCACUUUGACAGGAAAGGUGCCAAAAAUGAUAUAGCUGUUAUUCGAUUGGAUGCACCAGUAAAUUUUACGGAUUACAUCCGGCCAAUUUGCUUGCCAACAAGUCCCUAUGCUGCCGCGCAAGAUUAUAAUAGAAAUACUGUAUACGAGAGUGCUGGUUGGGGAUUAACACAGUAUGGUGAAGUGUCGCAAAUAAAACGGAAGAUAAGCCUAAAUGCUGUGCCCUAUGAAAUAUGUCAAAAUAAAUAUUCAAACACUCUUCAAGAGUCAAGUGAUCCGCUAGUGAUUUGCGCGGGCGGUGAAAGGGGAGUGGACACAUGCUCAGGUGAUUCCGGGGGCCCGCUUAUUGCAGAAGUUUCGGAAGACUUUCAGAAACAUUGGUAUUUGUUCGGUAUGACCAGUUUGGGUGUAUCACGUUGUGGCUUGGAGGGUACUCCCGGACUUUAUACUCGCAUCACCAAAUACAUGGAUUGGAUUGAACAAAAUAUCACAUGA
This is a messenger RNA of Leptosia nina, 1257 nucleotides long. NCBI's taxonomy places the organism in Eukaryota, Metazoa, Arthropoda, Insecta, Lepidoptera, Pieridae. The record is from the annotation of a GenBank genome assembly.